CCUUCAAAGGAUGCAGCCUCUGAAAUGAGACUCAGCUGGCAUCGAGCAGAUCGGUCUCUCAAAUUGAAAUUUUGAUCCAGAACCAAUUGCUGCACUUCCCUGCAGAUAUCUGUUUAUGGAGUUAAAUAAAUCAUCAUCAGAUUACAGCUGAAGGGAGCCGGGAUGCCAUUAACGAGGAUUGUUGUUCCGCCUGCUUUUGCUCUAUAACAGAUUGGUUUUUCCAACCGCGUUCACCAAAGCCUGUUAACACGUGAUUGGUCAAUACCACUAUAGUAAAAAAAAAAAAAAAAAUUAUAAACAGAGAGCAGAACGCUCCCCAUAUCCAGCCCUCUGAAUACAGAUUCAGCUAUUUUUAUGACGGCUUUGUAAACAGAGAUUAUGAAGUGACCGGUGGCGGUGAGGCACAGUUCCACCUUUCUACCGUUCACAUUCUCGUUCAAACAUCUUCUUGAUUUUUAGAUUGAUGUGUGGAAAGUUUGUUUAAAGGCUUUAUAUGUGAUUUUUUUGAUCCAGCAGAUGUCGCCCUUGAGCACCAGCAUGAAACCAAAACAACUCGCGCUGCAUUGUUGUGUUAGCAUGCUAAUGCUAGCGAUCUUUAUUAUGCUCGUAUCUUCACACUGCAUGUAAAUUUACCUGAAAUGAGCGUGAUCUAGAAACACAAUUAAGCAGUGAGUACAGUAUGUUAUUCUUCUUUUCUCUAGUCCCUCAAUUAAACAACUUUUAUACGUGAGGGGAGGAGUCAGCUGGCUGUCUUGGCGAUGUAAACAAGCUGAAGAUAGGACUCUGAAAACUCUGAAAACAUCACAGACAGUGGGACUUGGGUGUUACACCCAUUGUAGACAGUCAUGACUCACAGAGUUAUUUUCAGAGGAUAUACUUGAUUUAUAUCACAUUUAAGUGUGAAAAAUCACAUAUUAAGACUUUAAUGGGAUCGGACAUUGGAUAGAGUCAGGAUGAGAGAGUAGGGAACAACAUGGCGGAAAAGGAGCCACGGGUCGGAACCCCAACCUGGGGCCGCCCGCUCGGAGGUCCCACGCCUCUCCACACAUGGGAUGCGACCUAACCUCUCUGCCAUCUGCCCCCCCAAACAUGGUCCCUUCUGACUCCAUAAAACCCAACAUAUGUGAGGGCAAACAGGCUUUAAAACUUCAAUCGACAAACCAAAUCAUGUUGCCUACAUCCAUUUAUCACAAGCUGUUUCACCUUCUUCUCUUCUUUUUAUUUCUAAAAGUUGAAAGUUCUUUGAAAAUGUGCAGGUGUAUUUGUGAUAAUAGUGAACACAUUUGUCAACAUCCAUCCCUUGCAGACUUUAUUUUUAAACCAUUACAGUACAUUGAUUUUUUUUUUGGAAUCUGCCUUCAAAAAAAUCCAGUAUUGGACCUGUGACAUUCAUACAUAGUUUUUUCAACAGUUGUCAUGGUUACGGGCAAAAAAAAAGUACAUAUUGUCCCUCCCUAUCCAGUGCAUGGUAACGUGAGAAAAAAAAAAAAGACACGGAGGAGUGAAGGAGUGUGGUAAACAACAGUGAUUCCAGAGGACAACGUGUGCAUACUUCACAGCGUCACAUGUGAGUCAGAGACGGUGAUGGCGUCCUCGUCCUCGUCCUCGUCCUCACUCCGUCUGCGUGAGGAAGGAGCUGAUACAUCAAAACCACACAGGCAGGAUUUCUCUGCUCUUCUGCAUGACUGAUCACAGUGAUGACGGGAGUGCUUGGUUUACCUCAGCGGCUGACUAAUGAGGCGUGGAGGGCUGUCCCCUGCUACACACACACACACACACACACACACACAAACACAUGUCUACUGGCUUAACCCACAAACCCCGCCCCCCCUCGCCUCUGGUUCGUUAGUCUCUAUUUACCUCUGUGUUAAUCCUCUCCCCUCUCACAUCACCCCUUUUCCCUUUCCUCUCUCUCUCUCUCGCACGCUCGCUCGCCCUCUCUCUCUCGCUCUCUCUCUCUCUCUCCUCCCCUCUCUCCCCUCAAAGCCAGCAGGCUGCUAUUUGAUCCAGACUGCUUGUUACAUGAUCUCCUGGAAUACAACAACGCUCCCCUCGCUGCACGAUGGAUUUUCUGGUUGUUCACGCGUCGAGGUGCGGGGAAAACAGAAGGAUGCCGGCGCCACGCUGAACCUCCAUCGCCUGACCUUUCCUCCCCCUUCUCUCCCUCAGAUCUGAAUCCGUCUGUUUCGUCAGUCUCCCCCCCUUCUCUCCCCCCUCGCCCCCCCUCUGUCUCCUGUCGCCCCCUCGACAAUGUUACCAUGCAUUAACUGGCUGCAGCCUCUCCUCGCCUUGAUCUCCUCCACCUUGCUCACACGAGCCAACAACUGCCCGUCCAGCUGUUUGUGUCCAGACCACCACACCGUGGACUGCACCGGCCAGGGUCUGACCAGCGUCCCGGACUCCAUCCCGUUGGACGUCCGCCGCCUCUUGCUCUCCAACAACUGGAUUCCCUGGAUCCCCUCUGACUUCCUGGUCCUCUACAGCGACCUGGUCUACCUGGACUUGAGGAAUAACUCCCUUUCCCAGUUGGAGCCGGGGACCCUGACCACCUCCUCAAGGCUGGUCUUCCUGGACCUCGGGAGCAACAACCUGACAGAAAUCCCCUCCGGGACGUUCGGGGAGUCGAGGAGUCUGAUCAAACUGCGACUGGGGAACAACCCCUUCCUGACCAUGGUGGACAGGGACGCUUUCACGGGGCUGUCCUCUCUGAGGGAGCUGGAGCUGGACAGGAACGGUCUCACAGAGCUGGACGUCAGCGUCCUGGAGUCCCUGCCCUCCCUCCGGAUGCUGCGUCUUGAGGGGAACCCCUGGCUCUGCAACUGCCAGUUUGCCAAACUGUUUGCAUGGCUUACAGAGAACCGUCACAAGCUCCCAAAUGGUAUGGAGGGGAUAGAGUGCUCCCUGCCUAUGGAUGGACGUCUGGUUCCUCUCAGUUUACUCUCUGACGAAAGUUUCCGGGAGUGCCGCGGCGCCCUCACCCUCACCGACUACCUCAUCGUCAUCUUCUCCGGCAUCUCUGUCUCAGUAGUAGCCAUCAUGGCCAGCUUCUUCCUCGCUUCCACAGUCCACUGCUUCCAGCGCCUCAGUAAAGGCAGCAAAGGAGACGAGGAAGAUGGGAAUGACUGAUCGGGGAAUGGAAAGGGGCAAAUUGGAUUACACUAAAGCACAGGUGUUGCAUACAAAAACUUCAGCUCAGAGGUCCUUUUGGUAUUCCAGACGGAGCUCGAGUAAACAUGACUGCAACGACAGAUCUCACCAAGUCACGUCCAAGAUCCUACCUGAGCUAUCAUGAGAAUCACAGACUGGUUUGGGAGACUUCUAACAGGCUUGAAUCACUGUGAACAAAUUUUGGUUUCACUGAAUGUAGCCAUUUUUUACCACUGUGUACACUGCUAACACUAAAAGACACUGCAGGUCUCUGAUAUAGGUUUUUGUAGCGUCACAUAUGCAGUUACCGUCAUUAAAUCUGACAUUGGUUUUAAGAUUCUAUAGAUGAAGAUAAUGGGACAAACUUGUUGAGACUUGGAAUAUUGUAAAUCAGUGAUUGGCAUGAAAUAGUCUCCAAUAGGUAUGGUCUUUGUUGGAAGAAGAACCCCAACCAUUUGUUGUUGGCCUUGUCCUCUAGAGGUAUUCUUUACAGGCCUUGAAAUACACAAUAGGAGCUGUGAAGUUAACCAGGAUUCUACUACAGAGCUUUUUAGCUUUCUGAGAUGGUCAUUUUGUCAGGUUAGAUAAUCAUUAAGUCAUAAAUCAUUGCCAUGACAUGAUGCAAAAUGUUGGGCCUAUGCAGUUGGGCACAAGUGAAUGCUUUUUGCUCCAAUCGGCCAACAGAACAGAUUGUAGAAGUGGCCGAACUUAGAAAGGAAAAGGGGGGGGGGGGAAACCUAGUGUGAGGUUUUUUAUUGCUUUCUUGGUUGGUCGUCUUCCAUUAUAACAAAACACACAGGAUAAAACCAUGUAGUCUGAUGUUACCAAUGACCAACAUCGACUCUUGGUAUAGUUCAACAAAAGAUAGACCCGCCUCUUAAAGGGAUUUCAUGCAAAGUAUCACAACUGUAGGCUUCAGAAACCUGGUUUGUGUUGGGUCAUCAUCUGGUUUUCAGAGGUUAAGGUCGGCCCGAGACGUUCACUGAGAGGGUCCACUGGUACAGCUGGUGGCUAAGUGCCUUGCUCCUCAGCAUCUUGGUUUAUGAAAAGCAGUUCAAGUGUUUAAAAAGAUUUGAAAAUGGGCCUAAUUUUAGUAUUAUUCUGGUACUGAAAUGAAUGCUCAAUGUUGCACCCCAAAUCAUAUUCCAAACUGGUAACUUUGCAAACUGCUUGACUGAGCUACGACUACUUAUUGGGGAGUCCAUUGCAUUGCUUGUCAGUGUAGUUUGUAGAUAUCCUCUGAUUUUACUUCUAAAAGCAACGAUUCCUUCUGCACCUGCAGACUUCUGGUUUGUUCAGAAACUCAUCGUUAUCCAGUGAAGUACAGCUGUAAGUAGCAGAUAAUUUGGACUCUCCUUCCAAGCUGAGCCAACAUGAGCUAGUUAGCAUUAGCGCCAACUCGUAAAGACAGUCUGGAG
Messenger RNA from Labrus mixtus (cuckoo wrasse), 4565 nucleotides. It is a transcript of the gene lrrc38a, whose product is annotated as leucine rich repeat containing 38a. The coding region runs from base 2251 to 3126 and encodes 291 amino acids. Gene Ontology annotation, molecular function: voltage-gated potassium channel activity; potassium channel activator activity; transmembrane transporter binding. The transcript has 2 exons. Gene Ontology annotation, cellular component: voltage-gated potassium channel complex. Lineage: Eukaryota; Metazoa; Chordata; Actinopteri; Labriformes; Labridae. The record is from RefSeq and is a predicted model, not a curated record.